Messenger RNA from Seminavis robusta, 1381 nucleotides. The record is from the annotation of a GenBank genome assembly. Lineage: Eukaryota; Bacillariophyta; Bacillariophyceae; Naviculales; Naviculaceae.
CGUAAGUAUGCAUAAAGUACGCAUAAACUGACUCAGCCCUUUGCAACCUCCAACAAAUCAGCACUAUCAUGACACCUUCAUCUCUCGAGUCCGUAGGCUGAUGCCUUGCUGAACCAUGGAUGGGUGACUCAGUCCUCUGCAUGGAGCUUGUAAAAGGGGUUUGGUGAUUCAGUCUCAUUUCUGAAUUGGCAGAUCAAGUCGAAGCCCAAGACCUAUCGUACAUACAUUACAUUCUCCAAACAAGGAGAGAGUAACAACGAGAUGCGAAAAUCGUGGAAAGUGAACCUGGGGUUGGCAUUGGUGGUUUCUGGAUGUCUUCAGUGUUGUUCUGGUUUUAGCUUUCAAAAUGCUCUGCAAGAAAGAUCUUCCAGUGCCUUGAAAAUCUCUCAAUCAUUUGAAGGUUCAGCGGAAGACAUUAUUAAUUCUGUGGAUUCCGCUCGACGAUCCAUGGGGGCAAUCGCUCUGGCAAGUCUUGUGGGCAGCUUCGUUCAGGCAUCCCCCGCGUUGGCAUCCGAUGUUCGAGGUCCUAUUGAACUGCUGCGACCAGCCACUCGCAUCAAGCUCUACAUUGACAAUGCCAUUGAACUCUGUCAAGCUGCCAAGACGGCACCACAAGGGGCUGCAAGUCUUGUAUGGGAACCAUUGAGAGAGUUUUUGGCGCAACAACCAGCAUCCUUCAUGACACCCGACGAACUCAAGUUGUCCACACGAUAUCUGGAAAUUGACACCAAUGCGGCAUGGCAAGCUGCUCGACGCAAGGAGCGAGAGGAAAAGGGAAAAGAAAUUGGCAUUGAUUACACGACACCCUAUGAUCGGUUGAAUACAUCACUCCAACAAUGGGGUGACCAACGCACCUUUCAAAUACUGCGAGGACGACAGCGCAAUCUAGAACGAAACAAUGCCAUGAGAGCAGCAUUUAAUGCCUACACCAACAACCUGGUCUUUGGAGACUCCUAUCAACUCAACGUCCAAGGAGCCGAAAGGAAGGCGCUGGUCCGAAACGAUGCCUUGCCCGAUGUCAAUACCGUCGUCGUCAGUGACUUGGAUUUGAGAGACUUGUAUCGCAAUCAAGUUUUGCAAAACAUGGACGAUGCCAAAGCUGAGAUUGACUACCAGAUUUCAUCCGGGGAAGUAGAUGUCAACGAAGUCUUGGCCUGUCUGCAGGCCGCACGAGCUUCCUGCGACGAGUGGUUUAGUUUCAUCCCCAAGGAAGAUGUGCAAGCGGCAUUGCAAGAUGUCUUGUCCGAGAGUCGUGCGUAGCUAAACGGCAAUCCAUAAAGAAGUAAGUGUCGACUGUAGGGCAGCGUGCUCCAAUCAACUACUUUGUCCUACUUGCAUCAAACGUAGCUGAGACUAUUAGCUAGUUAGUUUCAAGGAAACA